UACUGAAUAGCCAAUCAAAUGCCGCUACCAGCAAUUAGUCGUGUAACAUAAGCGUCCGAAGCGUUCCGAAAGAAAUGUCAAACUCUGCUAUUUACACAUUUUGGAUAUUUACAUCAAAUUUAGACUAUAUGGAACACUAGGUACAGUUUUGUAGGGAAGAACAAAGUGUUUGUAUAAUGGCAGAGAUGGACACCAUGAUACAGGAGGAUUCUACCUCAACAAACACUGACAGAGACAAUCUUGACAGACUUUUGAAGAUAUUUAAUGGAGGAACAGGUGUCAAUCUUGGGGACUUGUUGGUGUCAGUUAUAGAAGCCCAGAAAAUCUAUGACAGCACCCAGGAGACUGAGUAUGAAAGAGAACUGGUUGAUAUCAUAUUUGCCAGUAUAAAAGGCUGGCGUAUCAGAAAGAGGCCUGAUAUGAAAUUGAAACUGGAAGAAGGAAAGAGGAAAGUAACAAUAAAUGACACAAGGCGCCCGCCACCUGUAGCACCUCAUAUGACACAGCGUGUAAAAACUUUCUACAUGGAUCCAUCAGAAAAAUAUUCACUAUCAUCUAGAGAUACAGUUAUUAUACCAAAUGUGGCAACAAAGUCAGCCAGGGCACGCUCCAUGAUUGGUGGUACACCAAUAACCAAGGAAACUGCUAUUCAAUUAAGAAAAAUCACAUUAGGAACAACAGUUCAUUCUUUUAGUCGGGAAUGGCGUAAAUCAGCUCUACUAUUCCAGGAUUCUUCCACAAAAUAUCCUUAUGGUUUUCAAACAUCUAGAUGUGGAUCUAGAGCAUUGAUACUUUGUUUCCAAGGUUACUUGAUGAAACAUCUAUUAUUUUGUAAACAGUACAGCUCUAGCCUAGCAACAAAACAUGCAUUACAGCCGACAGAUUUUGAGCGUAGGAAGGCAUUAAGUGGUGCUGUAUGUGAUGUAUUGUGGCAAGCAGGGAACCAGAUCCGGUGCUGUGUAUGCCUUCAUCAAGAUACUGCAUUCUUUGAUACAGACUAUCAAUAUAGAGUGGAUGGUAUCACAGAAAAAUUGAAUCUGUAUGAAUUCAAGAAAUUUCAAGACCUUGAAAUGUUUGUUAAAAGACAUCUUAGUCAUUUUGAGCAUGAAAACUCCAAUGGCUGUAUACUACUGUUAUAUAGUGUUAUUUUAUCACGGACAGUUAGUAGGAUAUAUGAAGAUAUGGGAGUCUCGGAGAAUGAUAAAUUCAAGCUUCUAGCAGACAAUGAAGAGUGUAGUAUCCCGUUAGUAAAUUUGUUGUUGUCAGGUAGAGCUGUACCACAUUAUCAUAAUGGGAACAUUAUUUAUGAUAAAGAUGGUAAUUUACUGCCUCAACCAUUGAGAGGUAUCAAGGAGAGGAGUCAAGUUGGAUUUUUAUUUUGGGAUAAAGGGGAAGAACCUGAUGAAAGAACUGAGAUUGGAAGUAUGUUGAAGACUCCAAAGAAUCCAAUAUGGCUGACUCUAGUGAAUGGUCAAUAUGGACUACUUUUUAGCAACAAUGCAGAUCUGGUUUCUGAUUGGAGGGUGGAACAUCACUUUCAGUUGUAUUACUACACAGGGCUUUUAACAAAGACAUACACAGUAUUGACUAUAGAAACACUGAGAGUUGAUGCUCCUGUGACAAGUCGACCUCCGGAGGAAAAGUGGGGACACACACGCUACACAAGACGUUAUAGAUGUAAAACUGGGAUUGCAAGACGAGUUGAAGAAGAAAAAGUGCCUCCCCUUGAACAGUGUAUUCUAACAAAGUGGUAUGGUGCAAAUGUAGACUGGGAUGGUGUCUUUCCAUUCUAUUGAGGUAAAAAACCUUACAUGGAUCAGUUGUUAGUGGAAUUCAUCAAAUGGUCAGUUUCAGAUAUGUAUUCCAACCAAGGACGAAUCUCGCAUACAGAAUGAGAGUAAAUGAAGUGUAUUGUAUAAUGUUGUAUAAAGUUUUAGACAACAUGAAAACAUUCCAGGACCAGCAACAUUCACUUGCCAUAAACAGUGUGCAUUUUAUAGCAUUUAUUUACUGAAUUAAUAUAAUAAUUACACAAAAUAAGUAAGUGUGCAUGUAUAAAUGGUCUCAUAUUUUCAAAAGGUAGAAUUAAGAGACAUGUUUUGAUUUUCAAUUCAUUUAUUAAAUACAAAUUAACGCACAUGGCUACUUAAUGAGAUAGUAUGGACAAACUUGUUGUUAAAUGACUAUGGUUACUCUUUCACUGUGUAUGCCCACCAUAGCUUGGUAGCACUAUUGCACAGAUAUACAGCCAUCUCUACAUGCACACUUACAAGAUUUGUUAAGUGUAUAUCUUACAAUUACCAACAUAUCUAUUCAUAUAUACAGAAUUUUUGAGAAGGGUUGUUUAUAAAAAAAAAUUAAAAUAUCUAAUAUCACAACUAUGCAUGGUCAGCACAUUUGUUCAACACUUAUUCCGCCUCUGUUUGCAGGGUUGAAAUGAAUUAUUUAAUAUCAUUAAUAUUUUACACUUUGUUUUUACAAUGUUUAGAUGUAACAAAUUCACCAUAAAUUACAAAUUAAAACAUUAUUUUAAAUGUUCAUACAGAGUGAUAUAAUGAGAGUCUUUGUCUUGAAAUGGAUGCACUGUAUUUCAGCUUUAUAUAAUUAUAAUAGAUAUAUGGGGGAACAUGUCUGUUGAUUAUUUAAUCUCACCCCGAAUUAGUUACGGCAAUAUGGCAGUAUGGUAUUUUUUUUAUUUUAAAUUAUUUAAAUUAUUUAACUACAGCAAGUGUUAAGAAGGAUGUGUCACAUGUAAAACAAUAACUUUAAUUCUAUGCUUUCCCUGCUAAUGUCAAGAAAGUUCAGGUGCUUGAAUGGAUCUCCCUACAUGUAUAUACCUCAUAUUUGGUGUCAAAAGUGUGGUUUUGAAUUAUUCAAAUAUAUUGUUUAAUUAAUAUUGUUAUUUUUGUUUGGUUUGAAAUAUUUCUUUAUUUUAUUAUGGCAUGAGUAAGCUUGCUAGAAAUGUUGAAAUAUGUGUAAUAUAUGUGGUUUAAAGUUACUUGCUAUUUGCUUUAUUUGAUGGGCAAGGCAAGUGAACAUUUCACUUCUUCUGUAGUGGUCAUUAUACGAAAUCCUUGCAUAAAAACUGUGCACCUAGGACAAGACAUGCAUUAACAGAUAGAUUCUCAUGACCAUCCACCCUUGUUGCAGGUUUUUUAAUAUGCGUGACUCGGGCUUAAUUUAAAGACAGCUUACUGCAAUGAUGGUCCUGGUAGUUUUAACGUCAAAUGUUGUAAUCAAAUGAUGUCACAGAAGCACGUGGAAAUCAUUCAAAUAAGCCACAGUUUCUUUCUACAAAAUACAAAUAAUGAAACACCGAAUAAUUAAUUUGGAUGUAUACUGCAAGAAAAGCAGUAAUUAAUGCUCCCUUUUUUAUCGUUAACAAUUCUGCAGAAGCCCUAAGACUUUAAAUUCCCAUCCCUAUGGGCUUGCGUUUUAAAUGCGUCCUGGUGUUUCUGCAGAUGUUAAUGCAUGAAAAUUAGAUGCAUUUACACUCUAUUAUACAGGCUAAUUUUGUUGAUAUAUUUUUUUUACAUGUAUUUUUUUCUACAUGUAUUUCUUUCAGAUGUUUCUGUCUCAAUUUGAUUGUCAUCAUUUUCUCAAGGAAAACAUUUAAGAUUAAGAUUAUGCAUGUGGUUUAAAAUUGCAAAUAUAUAAUUGUGAGAGAGAUUAAAGCAGGAAUUCAGAUAAGAUCAAAUUAAGAAGAAAAAUACAGUUGUAAAUACUAAUGAUUCUGACACCAACUUGAUCAUCAUUCCAGAUUGAUAGUUAUGUUAUAUUUAGAAAUGUAAGAGCCAUCAUUCUCUUGCUGGUCAUUAUGAAAACUGAGGGCUGCAUUUUACUACAAAUAAAUGUUGUAAUUUAGCACUGAAUACCAGCUUUAAUAGAAAAUAACAUUGGACCAAGUAUGUGUUUUGUUACAUCAUGAAUUAAUGUUUAAUUUUUGUAAUUAUGUUCUUUUUUUCUGUGAUAUCUAAGUAUUUACUUUUACAUAUUUUUUAAAAAUUUUACUAUGUACAUUUAUAUUGCACAUGGUACACAGCUGCACAAUCGUAGCUUUUAGCAAACUGUUAUUUUUGUACAAUUUAUUUAUUUACCAGGAUGUUGAUCAUCUACCUGUGUUAUAAAAUAUUGUUUGAUGAUUGUAAUCACUGGUUUGGCUUUCCAUUAAAAUAGAUCUUCAAUCACUUACCAAUGACCUUUGGAGUAAGAUGAACGUCAAAAGAUAUUUUUACUAUCAUAAAGGUUUUAUAAAUGGACAUAUAUCUUAUAUAUUUGGCAUGGAACAAUUUUGUAUGAUAGUGGGAUUUGAAGUUGAUGGGGUCAAGGUCACUGACACUUAAAAUAGAAUUUUCAGGUUUUUGUAGUUCUGAGGUAAUUGUUUCAGCAGCUGUGUUAUAAUGAUGUUGGAGAAUAUCUAUUGUUGUCACAUGUACUGGUGUUUACAAACCUAGUUACUGGUUAAAACCAGUUAUUUAUUUAUAAAUUACUUUUGCCCAUACCAAACCCUUGAAAUCCUGACAUACAGUUGUGUAUAGUCCUAGCAGUAAAGCUUAUUCACGUCCUUGCAUUGAAUUAUAUUAUUUUUAUAUGAUCAUAUUUUGUUGAAGAAUUUUCUUGUGUAUUUCACUGAUCUUUACCAAUUAUAAGCUUUUGAUCUGCUGCUAUUUCUGUGAUAACUUUGUACGGUAUUAACCAGAUUGCUAUGUUGAUGAAAAUGAAUGCAUUUUAAUUUUGGAAUAUUAUAAAUAUUUAAAUUAAUCAGUGAUCUUAUUUCUACCAUAAUCCGUAUCAUGUUGAAAUCAUUUUUUUGGUUCUCUGAUAGGUAACAAAGAAUGGUACAUUUGUAUUAUUGCAAACUUUUUUUUGCCUAUUAUAGUAAAUUACAUGACUGUAGUUUUAACAAUUUUAAUGAGCAUUAUGUGUUAUACUGGUAGUGUUACUCCAUGAGUUACCAAUACAGCUGAAAUACACGUCAACAUAAUAGAGCCAGAUCAGUGUAUAUUAUAUACAUAUUGAUGGUUGAUUAUUUUAGUACUUUAUUACCAAACACUGUAAUAGAUAGCAGAAAAAAUUCACAUUUCAUGUGUUAUUUUCUUUUCUUAAUUAUUCUGUUUUUCACCAAAGUGUUUCAUUAUUAUUGUAUCAUGAAAGAUGAGAAUUUUUUUGUUUUUGAAAAUUUAGUUGUAUUGUUCACUAUAUUUUGAGUAGUACAUACAAUACGUAUAUAGGUGUUGAUUUUGUGUAUUAAUAUUGUGAGGAAUAAAACUCUGCAUCUGA
Molecule: messenger RNA, 5280 nt
Organism: Ruditapes philippinarum (Manila clam)
Lineage: Eukaryota; Metazoa; Mollusca; Bivalvia; Venerida; Veneridae
Product: inactive ubiquitin carboxyl-terminal hydrolase MINDY-4B-like
Exons: 16
Coding region: 177-1796 (539 amino acids)
Biological process (GO): protein K48-linked deubiquitination
Molecular function (GO): cysteine-type deubiquitinase activity; K48-linked deubiquitinase activity
Source: RefSeq, a predicted model, not a curated record